This is a messenger RNA of Histoplasma capsulatum G186AR, 5258 nucleotides long. Its product is annotated as ankyrin repeat protein. The coding region runs from base 1 to 4890 and encodes 1629 amino acids. The transcript has 7 exons. Gene Ontology annotation, molecular function: structural constituent of ribosome; protein binding. NCBI's taxonomy places the organism in Eukaryota, Fungi, Ascomycota, Eurotiomycetes, Onygenales, Ajellomycetaceae. The record is from RefSeq and is a predicted model, not a curated record. Gene Ontology annotation, cellular component: ribosome. Gene Ontology annotation, biological process: translation.
AUGAAUGAUGCUGAUGCAGUAUUGCCCUUGCCAGCUGUUCCUCCCACCAAUGGUGACACUGAUCGACACGUGGAACCUAGCUUAAAACUUGCUGAAAACAAGAAUCUAGUACGGGUGGCUUCUCCCGCUGAGAAGCAAAAACUAGAACGGGAGAAUGGUGGUGGUAAUGGUAGCGAUGAUGCAGUCAGCGUUAAAGCGGACUCGGAGGCGGAAACCAUAAUCCAGUCAGGGCGGGAAGAGCUAUCGCCAGAGAAAAAGAAACGGUAUAUACAGCAUAAACGCGAUAGGAGCCAUGGGAGAGCCGAAGAUGAAAAGGACUCUCGAGUCGCGUUGUUAUCGGAAAGUGGGAAACCUCGAAAGCGACCCCGGGUAGAAAAUGAUAAUGUGGAUGGUAGGUCUGCCAAAACUCGCGAUCCUAGCGAACAGAUUUCGCGAGUCUCGUCGCCACCACGGGUGAUGAAAGAAACGAAGCAAAAGGAAAAUGGAGAUUUGGAGAAAACGUCUGCCACACGCGGCUUAUCGCACUCGCGUUCUGAUGGGUUAGAGGGAAGUAAAGGCUACCCCUCGACAAAACGUUCAUCAAGUGAAGGAGUUGUUCGCACGGAGGAAGGAGAGACCCGUCGCCAUCGCGACCGUCAACAUCUAUCAAACCCAUCCCACAACAAAACUUCGGAUGAAACAUCCAACCAAUCGCAUUCGCAGCAUUUAUCUAAACAUCGUUCCCCGUCACCUGCUUAUCGUUUACACCAUAGAGUUACUUCGGGGUCGCACCCGUCUAUUGAUUCGAAGAAGAGAAGACGAGCGCCACCGCCGCUUGCGACAGAUUCACACCGCCAAGUCUCAGAGGACCGAGAGUCUAUUUCGUCUUCCGCCAGUGGAUCUCCUUUACCAUCCGCUCGUCUUCCGAUAUCACCUGCAAAGCAGAUGCAAGCAAAAAAACAGCGGGAUCAAAAUGGUCGGACAAGGCUUGCGAGAGCCUGUGCCAUGCAGGAAGUGGAGGCUGCGAAAGCGCGCCAUUCUGAGCGCCCAGACGAUCUAAAUAUUCCUGACAACGCGGGGAACACGCCACUUCAAAUCGCUGCUCUUGAAGGCUGUGUAGAUAUUGUUAAGUUUCUAAUCGAAGCAGGAUGUGAAAUCGACACAAGGAAUAUUGACAGAGACACCCCCUUGAUUGAUGCUGUGGAGAACGGCCAUUUGGAGGUUGUUAAAUUGCUUUUGGAUGCAGGGGCUAAUCCUCGCCUUGGCAAUGCUGAGGGCGAUGAACCGUAUGACCUUGUCCCGUCUGAUAACCAGAACUACGAGGAAAUGCGAAAAAUAAUUGCAGAGGCUAAAGUUAAGGGACAACGACGACGUAAGUCUACAGACCAAGCUACUCGCGCCACCUCCUCGGGCAGGGACCCUUCAUCGCGGGGUGCAUCGGCGGCCAGUCCUCGUGAUUCUCCCCCAGUUCAUGGUCAGCGAAGUUCUCCUCCGGUUACUCUUGGAGCUCGUAGGAGGACCGUGAGGAGUGAGGCAACCAGGAACGAUUUGCUAUGGACAAAGGCAACUCCUGAAAAUCUUCGAGAUUUUGCUGCUAAGGGAGAUAUGGCUGGUGUUGCAAAUAUCCUUAACGUGGGACAAAAAGCUGAUCCUGAGUCGCUUAUUGCUGCGGCGAAAGGUGGGCAUGACGAAGUCUUGGGGAUUCUGUUGGGCAUGGGUGACCCGGACCCGGACCCGGAACCACUGCAGACUGGCAACCAUAAUAAACCGGGAUACAAUACCCCUAUGCUUGCUGCAAUCGGUAGGGGAAACCUUGCGGUUAUUCAACUUCUACUGGACCAACGAGGAUUCGAUCCCACGCGUCUUGAUCGCCGUGGCCGCACAUAUUACGAAUUAUCAAGAGAACGGAAAGGAGAUCACUGGGAAAAGGAAUACGAACUUCUAAAGCGGGCAUACGAUAACCAUCUGCGAACCCUCAAGAAUCGCAGACCUGAUACGAAAUCUCCUCGAAGGGUUCGUGAAAAAGAGACAGAGGUUAAGAAAUACGUUCGGCGGGAGUCGUUAUCUCCAGCUCCUUCUUCACAACGAAAAGCCAGCAGGACAUCAGAUUCAAGUCGCCAAACUGAGCGUUCUGCUCGGGAAAUAGACCAUGUAAAGGAUAAGAGAAAGUCUGAGACUGUUAGUCAUGAGAAGGAUAAGUGGGUUGUAGGGAAUCGAUCUAAGCUGCCAAACAGAGAGAAUAGCAACCUCGACCAGUCUGCAGGCGGGUCUGACCAGGAAGCUCGUCCGGACCGAAAAUACUCAAAGGACUCUGUAACUUCUCACAAUGGGGACGAGCCUGUCAAGCGUCGGCGCCUCAUUGCAGGCCGACCACCUGACAGAGUGAAGAGGAGGGAAAGUCUGAUAUCGUCCGACUCUCAUUCUAGCCGCGAUGACGCAGGUAAACCGCGGACAGAAACUGCAAACCCAGACGUGAAGCCAAUAAAGGAUGAGCCCCCACGAAAACGUCCACGAAGCAGUGUAUCUCCAGAACCACCACAGCUCCGUGGCCGUCAACGCAAAGAGGACGAUGUUCGUGAUAGCCAAAAUCAAAAGAAGCGGAGACGCGUUCAAUCUGAAGAGAAUGGACUCUCAUCCUCCAGCAGUAGCGCAGCAAAGAAAUUUCUGGAAUUACCAGCACCGUCCUCAAAGGCUCAACCGAGGCGGAGAAAUAGCAAUGCCCCGAAGGUCGGCAAUGAAAUAUCUCGUGACGGGGAUAGCCAUGUAGAUAAAGAGCUGUCUGGCUCACGGAAGUCGAAUACAGGAUCGACUGCUAUCAAGCAGGAGCAAAAGAAAUCAGAGUCAGACAUCAAAGACAUCCCUAUGGAGGAUGUUAAUCGCCCUGAAGCGGAGGCGGCAGAGGUAAAGGAGGUUGGGGAAGCGAAGGAAGCAAGGGAAAAAACGUUAAGGGAAGCAACCGAAGCGAAAGAGGCCAAGCAAGCAAAGGAAGCAAAGGAGGCUAGGGUCGCACAGGAUGCACAGCAAGCGAAAGAGGCCAAACAAACAAAGGCUAAGGCAACACAGGAAUCACUGCAAGCGAAGGAAGCGAAGGAAGCGAAGGAAGCAAAGGAAACAAAAAACGAAGCACAAGAGCUAAACGAAGCCAGGGAAAGAGAAGCCAGGGAAAGAGAAGCCAGAGAAAGAGAAGCCAGAGAAAGAGAAGCCAGAGAAAGAGAAGCCAGAGAAAGAGAAGCCAGAGAAAGAGAAGCCAGAGAAAGAGAAGCCAGAGAAAGAGAAGCCAGAGAAAGAGAAGCCAGAGAAAGAGAAGCCAGAGAAAGAGAAGCCAGAGAAAGAGAAGCUAGGGAAAGAGAAGCUAGGGAAAGAGAAGCCAGGGAAAGGGAGGCUAGGGAGGCUAUGGAGGCAGAGCUAGCCAAGGAAGCCCAGGAAGCUGAAGAGAGACGUGUUGCUGCCCAGGCUGAACGUGAAAGACAGGAGAAGGAACUUCGAGACGCCCAAGCUGCCAAAGAGGCCCGAGAAGCAGAGGAAGCGAAGGAAGCUGCGGAAACCGCUGCGCGACUAGCUCGUGAAAAGGCCGAGGAAGAGGAACGCAAAAGAAAGGAAAUGGAGCUUCGGCGAAUUAGGCAGGCUGAAGAAGAGCGCCAAAAGCGCUUAGAACAAGAACGACUUCGUCUUGCAAGGUUGCGGAAAGAGCAGGAGGAACAGGAACAGCGGCGUUGCGACGCUCUGCCCAAUCGACUUCGUGCUGCUGCAAACUUCGUCGGCUCCAAUCACCCUAUAUCUAAAAGCCAUACCUGGCUUAGAAAGUUCAUGCCUCUGGUAACAGCAACAACAAAGCAAAUCAACCCUUCCUGUGACGACGAGGCUAAGGAUGACAAAUGGAUUCCCAACUAUCUGGUUGCACCACUUCUUGCUACAAACGAUCUUCAGCUCUCGCAAUAUCCAAGUUGGGAAAGGCGGUCUGCCACUCCUACCCAGAGAAAUAAUCUUUGGAGGGUAACCCGGCGUAUUCUAGUCGAAGAAGGCGAGCUCAAUCCCUUAACAUCCAGCUACGUCGAAGUUAUGCGGAAAGAUGCAGAAACUCGACCCAAAUACUUUGCUAUGGAACAUAUAUUUUGGGUCAAGUAUUCCGAUUUCAUGGAUUUGGUUCCUCAUGUCCCCCACCUCCACGGUCUUGAGAUUCGAACACUGCGAAUGCAUGUCGACUCUGAGCCAGGUGCCGAAACGAUUCAGACAGAACCGCAGCUUCCCAACGGGAUAAGAUCUACUACACCUAACAUAGAUCCUGGACCGAAGCGAGGCUCGAAUUUUGGUAUUUUCCACGCCGCCGCCAAAAGAGAACAUCCUCCACGCCAACUCUCAUUAUCAACCCCGAUAAAAACCCCUGUUUCCUGCACUCACCUCUUUGAGGAUAAUCCGACAUUUGGAAACGAUCCCAUCGAUAUUCCUACGUCAACAAUGUCGGACGGAGAAGAGACCGCUUCCAACCCGCCUGUCGGUGCCGCCGAUGAGGUCGAGGUUUCCGCUGACACCACUGCUGGCAGCUCCAUGUCCGUUCUAGACGCUCUCAAGGGCGUUCUCAAGAUCGCUCUGAUCCACGACGGCCUUGCCCGUGGCUUGCGGGAAGCUUCCAAGGCUCUCGAUCGCCGCCAAGCGCACAUGUGCGUGCUCAACGAGGGCUGCGAGGAAGACGCUUAUAAGAAGCUCGUCAUUGCGCUUUGCUCAGAGCAUAAGAUCCCCCUCAUCAAGGUUCCCGAUGGGAAGAUGCUGGGCGAGUGGGUUGGACUCUGUGUUCUUGACCGCGAAGGCAACCCACGCAAGGUUGUUAACUGCUCUUGCGUUGUCCUCCGUGACUGGGGUGAAGAGUCCCAGGAGCGCUCCGUCCUCCUCAACUACUUCCAGACCGAGCAAUAGACCAGUCAAAACGAACGCGGCAACUGGGGUUAAAACGGAUGGAUAGGCGGGGAAAUGAAAAAAAAAAAAAAUGACAAAAAAUAAAUCAGUUUAUAAGUGCGACUUACGAGCGGGAGUGCUUAUUGGGAACAAGCUGGCUUCAAACUCGUAAUCGAGAGCGAACUUAGAUAAAACUUUUCGGGGCCAUAGGCCCUCCUUUUUCACAGCACUAAUUAAAAUUAACCCGUUUUAUACAUCACUUGGUAUACCUGUUUGUUAUCCCAUUUUUAUUCUAUGGCCAUUAUUGUUGGUUUCUAAGGUUAGCAACCUGGUAAGAUAGAUAUCAGUGGCAAGUGAGGAUCACAUCAUACACAGGUAAUCUUUCAUUG